CAAAAGCCAACGAGGGUUUUGACGAUUUGGGGCAGAAGGGAAGCGGGUGUUAUGAAGUGAAUCGCUGGCUAUAGUUCUCGAUCGCAAAAUGGUGUCUCUCUCUACGUGGUUCCGCUACGCCGCUACCAAGUUCGAGUACUCCCUAAGCCUCAGCUGGAAGAGUUAUAAUGUAGGCCAAAUUAAUGCAAGAGAAUUAAGUGAUGCGGUAUGGAAAAACUUUUUCCAAGGCAAGCUGACUUUUUCCCAUUGGAAUAAAGGAGAAGAAAUGGCACCUACCUUAGUAGGAGAUGGUGGAACUCUUCUUGUGAGAAAGUUGCCUUUUCCAUCACCAACGCAAGUUUUUGUCGGUGAUGUUGUAAUGUUGAAAGACCCUGAGAAAACCGCUGAUUAUGUUGUUAGAAGAUUGGCUGCUACAGAAGGCUAUGAAUUGUGUUCAACUGACGACAAAGAUGAACCAUUUAUUUUAGAGAAGGAUCAAUGUUGGGUGUUGGCUGACAACGAGUCUCUAAGGCCAAAGGAAGCCAAAGAUAGCCGUUUGUUUGGUCCUGUUCCUAUGACUAAUAUUGUCGGUCGAGUGAUAUAUGCUCUACGAUCAGCUGUAGAUCAUGGUCCGGUACAGAACAGUCACAUGGCAAUGAGGCAAGAUUCAUCAGUUUUGGCCGUUGAGCUGGACAUCGAGGAGAUGGUGAAGAAGAUGAAAUCAUAGGUCAUGCUUUAAAAGUGAAUAAAUUCCCAGUCUUCCAACUCUUUUAUCAUCAUGCUGCUGCUUUUCCAGAACUAUAACGAAUGGCGGAACUUGAAGGGUGUUUUACCCAUUUGACGAUUACUCUGUGAGUCCUUUCUCAUGACUGAUGAAUUGUGCUGGAUGCUCAAUACAUGCGCUGAAAUUAAGCACCUAGUAGCAAACUGCUGCAAUUGUAUUCUAUUUGUUAUGAACGAACAAACCCAGAAUCGGAAGUCAAAUGCUUUCAUUUUAACGAUUCCAAGAAAUUUUCCUA
Musa acuminata AAA Group (dessert banana) is the source of this 998-nucleotide messenger RNA. RefSeq names its product mitochondrial ATP-independent inner membrane protease subunit 2-like. The transcript is spliced from 5 exons. Gene Ontology annotation, molecular function: serine-type endopeptidase activity. The record is from RefSeq and is a predicted model, not a curated record. The coding region runs from base 89 to 706 and encodes 205 amino acids. NCBI's taxonomy places the organism in Eukaryota, Viridiplantae, Streptophyta, Magnoliopsida, Zingiberales, Musaceae.